UGUUUUUCCAGACUAUUGAUCCCGCACCUUGGUGUCGUCGCCCUUCUAAUCGGAGCUUGCCAUUUUCGUGUUUCUGCCUCCGAAUUGGUCUAUGAUCUCCUCAAUACCGUGGUUUCGAAAGCAAUCUGCUCGUUUGUCACCAUAUUUUGGGGGGAAGUUGUUAAACUGCACGUAGCAUCUAGAGCUGUGGCUUUGUUAAGAGUUUUUGUGUUGUUGGUGAGAGCUUUGGUGGUUCGAAUUUCUGAGAGGGCGGGGGUAAGGGUGUGAGUGGAGAUUUAAGGAAGUCGGGGAGAGUUUGAGUGUAGGAGCGUAUACUUUAGGUGGGGUCUCAAGGUAUGAUUCUGCUUGUUUUGAAUAGCUGUGUGCCAAUUCUGGAAGAUUGUUUAUUAUGAGUUUUGUUGUGGAUGUUUUUCAGAUCUUUAGCAAUUUUUUAGAGCAAACGGUGUUCAAGGUUGCCUGCAUUACAAUUUUACGACGAGUUCACGCUCACUCGGGAUACGGGAUGGUGGUUAUGGACACAGUUCCUCCAAGCUCUGUGCACACCACUGUUGCGAAACCAUGUAGCCUAGAAUCUUGGCAGACAGUGGGAGAGCUGGAGGAGAACCUAAAACCGUCGGACGUUUUAGACUUACCAGGCGAAGCCUACGCAAUGCUUCACAAGUUGGCUCGAAAAUGGACUGACAUCUUGGAUCCCAAAGAUCUUACUUUGACACGGCUCAAAGGUGCCAUGACAAAUUAUGUUUACCAGUGCCACUGGGAAAGAGACAAUGGUCACCGCCCUCGCACAGUUCUUGUGCGGAUUUAUGGAGAAGGUUCGAGCAUGUUUUUUAACAGAAACGAUGAAGUGCUCACGUUUGAGUUGAUGUCGCAGAAAGGUCAAGGACCGCACCUUCUGGGUCGGUUCCCUAAUGGUCGAGUGGAAGAAUUCUUGCGAGCACGGACACUCGAGAAGCACGACUUGCGAGAUCCAGAAAUUUCGAAGAGAAUUGCUGAGAAACUGCAGGAAUUUCACAGUCUCGACAUGCCUGGGCCACGGAAAGCCAAGUUGUGGGAACGCCUCAGGGAUUGGUUGGUGAAGAUUUUCGAGCAUUCCGAUUCUACUGAAGAGGACUUUGGUAUCAACAAAUUGGACGAUGAAAUCAAUGACUUGCAACGCCGAUUGAUGAAGCCUGAUACUCGAAUUGGUUUUUGUCAUAACGACUUGCAAUAUGGCAAUAUCAUGGUUUCAGAGAAGGACGACUCUAUCACACUCAUAGAUUAUGAGUACGCCAGUUACAACCCUGUGGCAUUUGAUAUUGCCAAUCAUUUCUGUGAAAUGACUGCAGAUUAUCAUUCUGACGAGCCUCAUUUGUUGAAUCAAGCAAGCUUCCCUGACUACGAAGAACGAAGCCGAUUUUGCCGUGCGUAUCUGGAAGCUUCAGGGGACUCAGCUACCCAGAUUGAUGUGGAGAGAUUUGUGAAAGAAGUGGACGAGUUCGUGGUUGCGAGUCACCUACACUGGGCUCUUUGGGGUUUGUUGUCGGCUGCGCACCAAGAUGUGGAGUUCGACUUCUUUAGUUAUUCUCGGCAGCGAUUUGCAGAAUACUACAGGCUGAAACAUGAUUUGUUUGGGAGUAGAUAGAUUGCCCGUGGAUGUAUCAUGCAAGGUGAGCAAUAGAAAUUGAGAUCUGUAUGGUGUCAGAGGAAAUCUUGUACAGCAGAAAAUUAAGAACCAUUUUGCAGGUUAGUUCCAAAAUUAUAGGUGCACAAUUUGUAGUCAUCAAAUACUCGAUGCUCUGUGCCAUAAUACAUAUGUUUCAUUUGAAUUGACACAUAUAUACAAUAUAAUGUUUUUAAAUUCUUUACAAAUA
Molecule: messenger RNA, 1850 nt
Organism: Physcomitrium patens
Lineage: Eukaryota; Viridiplantae; Streptophyta; Bryopsida; Funariales; Funariaceae
Product: putative choline kinase 2
Biological process (GO): phosphatidylethanolamine biosynthetic process; phosphatidylcholine biosynthetic process
Cellular component (GO): cytoplasm
Molecular function (GO): ethanolamine kinase activity; choline kinase activity
Source: RefSeq, a predicted model, not a curated record